CCUCAGACUCUAUACUAAGUUUUGCUACCAAUUUUCUCUCUUUCUCUCUGACUCUGAGAAAAUGAAAUUGGGCAAGAUAUUACUGCACACAACAGCAAUCUCCAAUUAUUCUUCUGGUUCAGGAGGUUAUAAAAGAGUAACACAACUUGAGCAAAAUGUGAGGGAUGACUGUAAAUCUGGUAAGAUUAAGAAGCUUGAAGAUGGUUUGCAAUACUUUGAUAAGUUGAUUUUGGAAAGGCCAUUACCAUCUAAUAGUACAUUCUGUCAUGUGUUGAGUUCUUUAUCCAAAAUCAAGUGUUACUCAGAUGUGAUUAUGUUGUAUAAGAAGAUGGAAUUUGGUUGGAGUAGAACCUGAUCUGUAUACGUUCACCAUUUUGAUUAAUUGCUGUUGUCAAUUAGGAAAGGUUGAUCAUGGGUUUUGUUUGCUUGGAGAGAUUAUAAAGAGAGGUUAUCAUCCUGAUACUGUCACUUUUACUACACUGAUUAAAGGGUUGUGUCUUCAAGAAAAGAUCGAACCUGCAUUCAAAGUGUUCGGUAAAAUGACUGAAACAGGUAUUCAACCUGAUGCCUUUACAUGUAGCACUCUUAUACAUGGGCUUUGUAAAACUGGUCAAGUGGGUUGUGCUCUUCAGCUGAAAAACAAUAUGAUGAAAUGGAAUUGCAGACCUAGUGUUGUUUCAUAUUCUGCGAUCAUAGAUACACUUUGCAGAGGAGGAUUAGUUGAUGAAGCUUUAAUUCUCUUCUCCGAUAUGCAUAGGGAUUUGAAUGUUUUACCCGAUGUAGUUGUUUACAAUUCUUUGAUCAAUGGAAUUUGCAAUUCAGGCCGGUUGAAUGAGGCAAAGAGACUCCUUAAAGAGAUGGCUAGUAGAGGGAUCUUUGCAAGUGUAACAACUUAUAGUUGUAUGAUUCAUUGUCAUUGCUUACAUGGUCGAUGGGAAGAAGCAAAAAGGUUUUUUGAUGCAAUGAUGGAUCAAGGGAUAUUACCAAAUACAGUAACCUUUAAUAUAUUAAUAGAUUCAUGUUCUAAAGAUGGGAUGAUGGAAGAUGCUUGGGGUUAUUUAAAUUUAAUGCACCAGAUGCACAUAAAACCCGAUCUCUGUUUGACAGGUCGACUGCAAGAAGCGGCUAAACUGUUUGACUUGAUGGUGGAUAGAGGCCUCGAGCCAGAUGAGUUCAGAUACAGUGUGUUAAUCAUUGGGUAUUGCAAGAAUCGUAAGUUGGAUGAAGCUACGCAGCUAUUCAAGAAAAUGAAACGGAGUGGACUGCAACCUGACACUGUUACUUACACUGCACUGUUAGGGGGAUUAUACCGUGUUGGAAGAGUUAGGGAAGCAGAAAGAUUAGUUAGCGAGAUGCAAUCUUUUGGUCCAUCUCCAAAUGAAGUUACAUACGCUACGAUGAUGAAUGGUCUCUGCAAGAAUAGGAAAUUGGAUAAGGCAGUAGAAUUGUUUGAAUCCAUGGAGGGUAUUGGUAUCAUAGCUAAUAUUGAAAUGUACAGUAUUCUUACUUAUGGUUUAUGUCAGGCUGGUCAGUUGGAAGAUGCAAGAAAGCUGUUUAUUGAGAUCCCAAACAAAGGAUUGACACCUAAUGUAGUAACAUAUAAUACAAUGAUCAAAGGCCUCUUCCGUGACAAGAUGUUACUGGAGGCUUACACAUUAUUCAUCGAAAUGGAAGAGAAGGGUUGUUCGCCAAAUGCUAGAACAUAUGAUACCUUCAUCAAUGGUUUUCUUAGAGCAAAGGAGCCUGCCAAGGCAUUGCAAUUUCUUCGCAAGAUGCGUGAAGGAUAUCUUUCACCAGCAGCCGCGCGCUUCCAGCUCCUCCAUCUUUGGCCCCAUUGUCUGUGCUUGCUCCGCCAGAACAUCGCACUCAAGAAAUGAUUAAUGAGAAGCUGAAGUAGGCAGAGGACCUUGGUACGUCAACUAUUGCCCUUUGAAUCAAUGUUACGUAUUUGUUGUUUAGUUUUUCUAGGGAAUAUGGAAAGGUAUUCGAAUUUGAACUGUUGAUUGUUAACCGUCUGAUAAUUCUGUUUGCUCACUUUGCUGUAAUAACAUCCGAGUCUCUGGUAUGUAAUUUACUCCUUAAUGUGGUUAUUUUACUUGG
This is a messenger RNA of Papaver somniferum (opium poppy), 2100 nucleotides long. RefSeq names its product pentatricopeptide repeat-containing protein At1g62590-like. Gene Ontology annotation, molecular function: protein binding. The record is from RefSeq and is a predicted model, not a curated record. Bases 540 to 1877 code for a protein of 445 amino acids. The transcript is spliced from 2 exons. NCBI's taxonomy places the organism in Eukaryota, Viridiplantae, Streptophyta, Magnoliopsida, Ranunculales, Papaveraceae.